Molecule: messenger RNA, 2604 nt
Organism: Acomys russatus (golden spiny mouse)
Lineage: Eukaryota; Metazoa; Chordata; Mammalia; Rodentia; Muridae
Gene: Map9
Product: microtubule associated protein 9
Exons: 13
Coding region: 68-1996 (642 amino acids)
Biological process (GO): regulation of mitotic cytokinesis; mitotic cytokinesis; mitotic spindle assembly
Cellular component (GO): astral microtubule
Molecular function (GO): microtubule binding
Source: RefSeq, a predicted model, not a curated record
GUUGGAGGAAUUAUUUCAACUAUUUAUUAACUAUUGUGUAAAAGUAGAGGAAAAGGCUGCACACACUAUGUCGGAUGAAAUCUUCAGCACAACUUUGGCAUAUACCAAGAGCCCUAAAGCUACGAAGAGAACUUCUUUUCAGGAUGAGCUGAUCAGGGCAAUUACAGCCCGAUCAGCCAGGCAGAGGAGUUAUGAAUACUCGGAUGACUUUGACAGUGACGAGAUCGUUUCUUUAGGUGAAUUUUCAGAUACCUCAACAGAUGAAAGUCUAGCUAGAAAAAAGAUGAACGAUUUUCAUAUAUCUGAUGAUGAGGAAAAGAAUUCUCCAAGACUAUCUUUUCUGAAAACCAAGAAAGUAAACAGUGAUAUCUCCAAAGAUGAGCAGGGACCUGUCAUUCGGAACAGUGACGACAUCUCACCAGAUGGUCAUGAAGAUACGAUUGGAAUCUCCUUUUGCAGAUCUCAAAAUGAUGAUCCGGAAGCUGGAAAAGCAAUCAUUACAGUAAAGCCUAAACCCAGGAUUCUCCCCGUCAACAGAAGUACAUCCUCAGGGGAGAAAAACAGCAGUCUUGAAGGAGAUGGUCACUUUAAGCCUUCGCCUCGGCCAAGGAGCAUGUUAAAGAAGAGCAGCCACACUGAAGAGGGGCAGAGACCAGGCGCUGAUAAAGACCAUCCCAUGAGUGAGGAUGCUCCUGCCACACCAUCCCUUCCAGGGCAGAAUGGCAUGGAGUUGGAAACUGAGGAAAAAGUGUACUUGGAAAACCUUGAUCUCGAGGACUCGCUCUUACAAAGUCUGACCUCAUCUUCCCUCAAAGAAAGCCCUGGAAGCUGCACUUCACCAGGAUCUCAGGAAAAGGCGUCCAUAAAAGAACCAACUGAGAUCUGGGAUUCCCUGAUAUCCAAUGAGAAUGAAGGAAGUUCGGUGUUGGUGAACUGUGCUGCUCCUGAACUUGAGCAGCCCGAGGAAGGCCAGGUGGCAGCGGACAACCUUGAAAGAGACAAAGAGAAGGCUGGGUUUACAGAUGAUGACCUCACCACUGACCCGCUGCUCUCCACGUCCCCGAGUCUCAUAACACCCACUGAGCCAGCCGAGCCAGCCAAGAAAACAAAUGAAGACAGAAACACGAAGAACAAAAAGUCAACCAAUAACAGAGUGUCCAGUGCCUCUGGCAGGCUGAUGACCUCUGAGUUUUUAAAGAAAUCCGGUCCCACCAGGAGAAGUCCAUCUGCAGCUACCUCUUCCCACUAUUUAGGGACUUUGAAAGUCUUGGACCAGAAGCCACCUCGGAAGCAGAGCUUAGAGCCCGACAAGGCUGACCACAUAAGGGCAGCUGUUUAUCAAGAGUGGCUAGAAAAGAAAAAUGUGUAUUUACAUGAAAUGCACAGAAUAAAAAGAAUUGAAAGUGAAAACUUAAGGAUCCAAAAUGAACAGAAAAAAGCUGCUAAGCGAGAGGAAGCACUAGCAUCAUUUGAGGCCUGGAAGGCUAUGAAAGAAAAGGAAGCAAAGAAAAUAGCUGCACAAAAGAGGCUGGAGGAAAAAAACAAGAGGAAAACAGAAGAAGAAAACGCUGUGAGGAAAGGCGAGGCCCUGCAGGCAUUUGAGAAAUGGAAAGAGAAAAAGCUGGAAUACCUGAAGGAGAAGAGCAGGAAGGAGAAAGAGCAUGAGAGAGCAAAGAAGCAGAAAGAAGAAGAGACCGUCGCUGAGAAGAAGAAAGACAAUUUAACUGCUUUUGAAAAAUGGAGUGAGAAAAAGGAAGCUCUACUCAAGCAAAAGGAAAAGGAGAAGAUAAAUGAGAGAAGAAAGGAAGAGCUGAAGAGGGCGGAGAAGAAAGACAAGGACAAGCAAGCCAUCAGUGAAUAUGAGAAGUGGCUGGAAAAGAAAGAAAGGCAGGAAAGAAUUGAACGGAAACAUAAGAAGCGCCAUUCCUUCCUUGAAAGUGGGACACACACCCCAUGGAGCCCUCCAAGCAGAACUGCGCCCUCAAAAGUAUUUUGACAAUUCUGGUUCUUGAUUUAUCAGUUCACUAACUUUACCCAUGGAUUUAAAACCAGUCAUCUCAUUAUAUGUGGUUAGAAGAAUCUGUUUGUAUUACCCACGGGAGCUUCUACGGAGCAUGGGAGAGACACUUUGCAGUUUUGUCAGUGGAAGCAUUUCUGAAGUGUAGAUAAACUGCCUCAGACAAUAAGCUAAUCAGAUUGCUGGGACAAUCCAGAUGCAUGAAGCUUUAUCAUGUCCUGAUCAUUCCUGAAGUAGGGUGAUCCGUGGUCAGUGUCACUGAGAUCUGCAUCUUUUAAAGCAUGUUUCAUCCCACUAAUGAGAGGAAGCCAUCUAGACACCACAGUCACACGGAUGACUUGGCAACUAUGGGCAUAUUGUUUCCUCUCUGGCUUUCAGCUCAGAUCAGUGUCUACACUGCAAGUUAGAGUCUCGGCCAGUGGAGGCCGCGGGACUCUAGUUGUCACUUUAUUUAAGAUCUUUGCCUUAUGGUUGAAUCUCAGUGUGUGUUGCCUGUGAGGCUUACCUGACAAUCACAGCCACUUCUCUAAUGGGCUCACUUCUGAAAUGUUUUUUGUAAAUUCCAUCUCAAUCUGUUUAUCGUCUGG